Messenger RNA from Haliotis rubra (blacklip abalone), 3845 nucleotides. RefSeq lists its product as uncharacterized. Lineage: Eukaryota; Metazoa; Mollusca; Gastropoda; Lepetellida; Haliotidae. Gene Ontology annotation, molecular function: protein binding. The record is from RefSeq and is a predicted model, not a curated record.
UCACGGUACAUUGUAACAGUUGAUAAUACAUUGUAAUACAUCACGAUAUAUAUUGUAAUAGUUGCAAUACAUUGUAAUACAUUACAAUACAUCACAAUACAUUGUAAUAGUUGAUAAUACAUCACAGUACAUUGCAAUAGUUAAUAAUACAUUGUAAUACAUCACAAUACAUGGUUAUAGUUGAUAAUACAUUGUAAUACAUCACAAUACAUCGUAAUAGUUGACAAUACAAUUGCACUAAAUCACAGUACAUACUAAUAAUUGACACCAUAUUACAAUGCAUCAAAGUACAUCGUGAUAUCUGACAACACAUUGCAAUACAUCACAGUACAUCCUAAUGUAUCCUAAUAAUUGAUAGGAGAUUGCAAUGAGUUACAUUGCAUUGUAAUAGUUGACGAUACAAUGCAAUACAUCACAGUACAAGAUAAUAAUUGACACUACAUUACAAUGCAUCAAAAUACAUCGUAAUAGUCAACAAUACAUCACAAUACAUCAACAUACAUCACCACAAAAUGGCGUGCCUCGCUGAUCUGCUCUAGUUAUCACCCUUGCGUCAAAAUUCCCUCAGUUUGGAUACCGGAAACAUGGACACCAAGGUGAUAUUCAGUCGGAAACCCCCACGUGAACACAACGGGUACCAGGAGGACUACGGCAGCGACAAAGUGUACGACGGCGAGUACUCCGACGACGAUGAUGUGUUCGUCGAGGACCCCAUCCUUGACGGGUCCUCUGCCACGAAACCCCUCAUGCACCCCAGACAAAGAGCAAGGGUGAAAAGUCGGCGACCAGACUGCAAAUGUAGACUCCUCAUCCGGCCAAUUCUCUAUUUCCUGUUGCUAGUUGCCUCCCUUGGAGGACUCAUGGUUCUCAUAUUGUUCCUGGUGAACCGGUAUCAACACCGCUUCGAUUUUGUAACACAGAAGCUGAUUGGUGGAAAGGGUGCUGAGAGGAUGGCUGUGAUUGGCUGUGAUAACAUAGAGGUGGAGGAUGUUUGGGUGGUUGGGAUGCCCAAGAUGUUGACUGAAACUGCCUUCAGGAUGGUGGAGGUGAACCAGGAUGGAGUACUGGAUGUCAUCAUGGGAUUUGCCACAGGAGCUGACGGCUAUGGGAUACCGGACAUCGUGUGUGAUAUUUAUUUUAACGGUACGAAACCAUGUUUCGGCGGAUUACUCGCCCUUGACGGAAGGACGGGGAAGGAGCUAUGGCGGCAUUACGCUCAGCACGAGAUGUAUGGAGUCAACUGCAACGUAGACCUGAAUGGCGACGGUGUCCUUGACUGCCUGGGUGGAGGGAGAGCGGGGACGUUCCAGGCUAUCAGUGGAAAGGACGGACAGCUCUUGUGGGACUUCGGCGAGCAGGAAUCUCGGAACAGCAUUAUGAACUUGUACACCGCGCAGGUCGUCGCUGACCUCGACCAUGAUGGUGUAGUGGAUGUCCUGGCUGCCCACGGCGGCGACCCUCUGCAGGAUCCUGGGAGCGAGUAUCGCCUGACGGGCCGACUCAUCUUCUUCAGCGGCCGCACCGGUGAGGUCUUGCGGUGGGUGGGGGUGCCGGAUGAGAGGGAGACGUACUACUCACCCCAGGUGUACACACAGCUAGAUGGGACGCAGGUAGUGCUGUUUGGGACUGGAGGAGAGACACAUGCAGGGUCGCUGUGGAGGAUCACCCUCAACCAUCUAUACAAGGGCCAGGUGCACAAGGCUGUGCCAAUAUACUCUGAUGAAUAUAAGGGGGUCAUGACGCCGCCGGUGCUUAUAGACAUUACGGGGGAUGGCGUCCAGGACAUUGUCAUUUCCACCUUCAACUCCAGCACCAUCGCCUUCAACGGCCACGACUACACUCAGCUGUGGAACUACACCCUCCCUCUGUCGGAGUCGUACAGCACCCCGGCUGUCGGCUACUACAACGACGACGACGUGCCCGACUUCCUUGUAAAGUUUUCUCGUGGACCUGGGUUUCCUGUCUACUAUUACUCAGAGACUACAGUGGUGGACGGUAAGACAGGUGCCCCACUUCUGGACAAGCCAGUGAAGGACACAGUCGGAGCACAGGCCUCCUCCUUGACCAUCAGCCUUGAGGGGAGGGGCAACGACAUCUUCCUGUACUGGGUGGCCGACUGGGACCACGAGGGAGGGGGAGGGCAGUUCACCUUUUUAAAAGCAGGAUCAGCCUCAGCUGAAAUAUCUUCAGGCUGGUCUGGCUGGCUCCCAACUGCGUCUCCAACUAAAUCGUCUUCGUCCAAUGCAAAGUCUUCAACUUCUGCUCUAGCCUCAGUUGGCCUAUCAGCUAUAUCCGCAGCUGACACUGACGGCUCAGACGAUGGGAAAUAUAUGUCUGACUCGUCAUCCUCUGGUUCCUCGACUGGAACAGCAAGUCUCUUUGAUCUUCUUGGUUUCGGGAUAGGUCUCGGUGGCUCUGGUGCUAGUGAAUCCGGUACAGGGAGUGCACCAAUGGGAAGCGAGAGACAGCGUGUGGAACACUCGGCCUGGAUCAACACAAGUAAAGAGGCUCUGGACUUCAUUGCGUCUCAUCCAAACCUCAACAGCCAUUAUGACAAGUAUAUCUUGAAGGCUAAGGGCCUUUGGAAGCCAGAAGAUGACACCAUUACCAGUGACGACAGGAUGCCAUCACUUCCUGUCCAGACUAAAGAAUUCAUUUCCCCAGAUGCAAACUACCGCAAUGAACAGACAUCCAGCCGAAAGAAAGGAGCUCAAAUACCGACAAGACAGGAACUGAACAGAAAUGGACAGGUGCUCGGAUCCAGAGACAGGAUUGGUUUGGGAAGUCCAACUCGGAACGGGAACAGAGAUGACGGGAAUUCUAGAAAUGGCUACAUGUCAACGGGAGACAACUCUCCACGACGGAACCAAUAUGACACGGACUACUACCAGCUUCCGUAUGACUUAAACACGGACCCUCAGUAUCCGGGUUAUUACCAGAGAGAUGAUGAUGAUUAUGAUGAUACUGAUAGAUACCGUCAGGAUUACCCUAAAUAUAAGUUGUCUCAGAAGAGAUCUCACCCAGAGGAAAAAUUUCAUUUUAUGAGGAAGAAGCGAGAAGCUGAGAUAAAUGACAACGAUUUCAUGAAUGUUGAAAAAUUAAAAGAUUUAAAUGUAAAGCUCCUAAAUGAAAUUAAGAAGAGGGAGAUGGGAUACGAUAGACAUCGGGGACAGUACAUGAGAAGGAAGAAACGAAAUAGUAACAAAUUGAAAUCGCCCGACCAUUCAGAAAACCGGAGGCGGAAGAGACGCCAUGUUGGUCCACAUGAUGCAGAUGGCCUUCAGAGGCUGAUAUCAACGGGAACUGUUGCCCCGUCAACUUUACCACUUGAUCAUCCAGAUUAUAAUCAUACCAUGGAUUAUAUUUUUGCUACCUAUUGGUUUUACCCAGCGAAGACACAUGCAAUUUUACCCAAGGAUCAGAAAUGCAUAUCUAACCACAUGGCAAACGAGAAGAUUCGUUUUGAUCCAAAAAGUGAGUACUACGGUUUGGACCACGACAACUAUGAACGUGUAAUCACCCAAGACUGCAUUAAAAACAGCGGUCAUGAACUGCCUGAUGACGGUGUGUACGAGAGCCAGGGCGAUUACAACCCGCUGAACAUCCACAUGGGCCAGAUGACAGUGUAUAGGGUCCGUAUCAAAUGCACGUGUCAAAAUACAACCAUGUCAGAGCCCCAGAACAAGAACAAGAGAUGCUCUCAGAUGCUUCCAUACGACCAACAGGCGUGGCCGUCCUAUAUGGGGAGAUACGCUGAUAGCCACUGGAUGGGGAACUGAUGUAUCGUGCAAUUUCCACGUAACUAUCUCGGAUGAAAACAUGUCAAUACUACCAUACGGUGUCAG